AUGUGCUCAGCUUGUGACAACCCAUGCAACACCGCAUCGCCGCCGCCUCCGCCGCCGCCAACUCCGACCAACAUCUGCCCCCCACCACCGUCUCCUCCCAGCUCCGGCGGCAACUACUACAACUCCCCUCCGCCGCCGCCGCCUACAUCGUCAUACUACUACCAACCGCCGCCCUCCGGCGGCUUCUACAAGCCUCCGCCGCAGGUCCCCAGCGGCCCGACGCCGCCGCCGCCCAACCCUAUUGUCCCUUACUUCCCAUACUAUUACCACAUCCCACCACCAUCUUCAUCGCCAUUCAAGAAAAUCCCCUUGGCUUUCUCUCUCAUCACUCUGCUUCUCACUAGCAUCUUUUACUAG
This is a messenger RNA of Salvia miltiorrhiza (redroot sage), 357 nucleotides long. Its product is annotated as leucine-rich repeat extensin-like protein 6. The coding region runs from base 1 to 357 and encodes 118 amino acids. The record is from RefSeq and is a predicted model, not a curated record. NCBI's taxonomy places the organism in Eukaryota, Viridiplantae, Streptophyta, Magnoliopsida, Lamiales, Lamiaceae. The transcript has a single exon.